Acanthosepion pharaonis is the source of this 2607-nucleotide messenger RNA. NCBI's taxonomy places the organism in Eukaryota, Metazoa, Mollusca, Cephalopoda, Sepiida, Sepiidae. The record is from the annotation of a GenBank genome assembly.
AUGCGGAAUAUAAACGGCAACCACCAUAUUUCAAAGACAUAUUCAACAAGUUCUGGGAGACGAUACUUCUCCCCUUCCUCCUCCCUCGUAACAAGACUUGACUCCCCUUCCUUCUCAUUCGUAAUAAGACUUGACUCCCCUUCCUUCUCAUUCGUAACAAGACUUGACUCCCCUUCCUUCUCAUUCGUAACAAGACUUUACUCCCCUUCCUUCUCAUUCGUAACAAGACUUUACUCCCCUUCCUUCUCCUUCGUAACAAAACUUGACUCCCCUUCCUUCUCCCUCGUAACAAGACUUGACUCCCCUUCCUUCUCCCUCGUAACAAGACUUGACUCCCUUUCCUUCUCCUUCGUAACAAGUCUUGACUCCCCUUCCUUCUCCCUCGUAACAAGACUUGACUCCCCUUCCUUCUCCCUCGUAACAAGACUUGACUCCCCUUCCUUCUCCCUCGUAACAAGACUUCUCCCUUCCUCCUCCCUCGUAACAAGACUUGGCUCCCCUUCCUUCUCCUUCGUAACAAGACUUGGCUCCUUCUUUCUCCCUCACUUCUCCACUUCCUUCUCAUUCGUAAUAAGACUUGACUCCCCUUCCUUCUCCUUCGUAACAAGACUUGACUCCCCUUCCUUCUCCCUCGUAACAAGACUUGACUCCCUUUCCUUCUCCUUCGUAACAAGUCUUGACUCCCCUUCCUUCUCCCUCGUAACAAGACUUGACUCCUUUUCCUUCUCCCUCACGCCAUAUUCCCCAAAAUAUAAUCCUCGUCCUGCAAUUGCGGCAUCGGACAAGAGUCUCCCGAAAAACACAAGAAACGAAAAUAAUUCAAUUGCAACCAUGAGGGCCUUUAUGUUAACUGGAUUUAGUGUCAUUCUAACUACGGUGGUUAUAGCUAAUGCUUAUUACCAAAAGAGUCAGUUUUACCCGUCUGUUGUCUACAUUACUAAAUCAAAUGGUAGUAUGGCUAUUCUGUAUAUACAAGCUUUUGUAUUUGUUGUCUUAAUGGGGAAAUUAAUGAGAAAAAUAUUUUUUGGCCAACUACGAGCUGCAGAAAUGGAGCAUCUCAUAGAAAGGUCAUGGUACGCUGUGACAGAAACCUGUCUAGCAUUUACAGUUUUUCGAGAUGAUUUCAAUCCAAGAUUUGUUGCUAUGUUCACCUUACUUUUGUUUUUGAAAUGCUUCCAUUGGCUCGCUGAAGACAGAGUGGAUUAUAUGGAGAGAAGUCCAAUGAUUACAAUUCGGUUCCACGUAAGAGUCAUAUCCUUGAUAAUUGCUCUUGCAAGUGUGGAUGCUUAUUUCAUUAAUCAUGCCUAUUAUAGCACUUUGUUAAGAGGAGCUUCUGUACAGUUGGUAUUUGGAUUUGAGUAUGCAAUUUUGUUGACUGUAGUUUUGAUGACAUUAACCAAAUACGCCCUCCAUGCUAUAGACCUCCAGAGUGAAAAUCCAUGGGAAAACAAGGCAGUUUACCUACUCUAUACAGAAUUAAUUAUGGGCUUGAUAAAAGUACUUUUAUAUGUUUUGUUUAUGGUCAUUGUGAUAAAAGUACACACAUUCCCAUUGUUUGCCAUACGACCAAUGUAUCUUUCAGUCAGGGCUUUCAAAAAAGCAUUGAAUGAUAUCAUUAUGUCCAGGAGAGCAAUACGAAACAUGAACACUUUAUACCCUGAUGCAACAGCUGAGGAACUAUCCUCAGGUGAUAAUGUUUGCAUUAUAUGCAGAGAAGAAAUGCGCCAACAAACUUGUCCAACAUGUCGCAUGGAUGUGUUGCGUAUAACUCGUCCACAACAAACACAACAACAGCAACAGCAGCAGCAGCAAGUACAGCAGCAGCAAAAUGUUCCUCAGCCUCAGCUCCAGCCUCCUCAUCCGCAAUUUCCACACAAUGUAUUAUUUCCUGGAUUUCCUCCUGUACCAAUAUGGGGUCCUGCCAACAUGCCUCCUCCACCCCCACCUCCGCCUGCCUCACAAGCACCUUCUACACCAUCUGGAGCAACUGCUCCUACUUCUAGUGAUUCUACCAAUACAUCAAGUGAGCAAGUUCAGUCUUCAACCAAUCAGGCAUCAACACCUUCUGCUUCAUUGACAGGAGCUGCUCCUAAUAAUAUGCCAUUUCUACCUUUCACACCAUUAACACCUUAUGGUCUUCAUAGUCCCUAUGUUUUGCCUGGACUUUCUGUUGAAGAAUUGGCUACUUUAGAAGGUCAAGAACGAAGUAACAUUGAGGCACGGAUACAGUGGCUUCGUGAUAUUCAAACUCUCUUGGAUGGAGCUAUGGUGCUUAUGCAUCAGUACAACCAAGUUGCUGCUAAUUCAGGAAUUCAAGGUAUUUCUGUUAUGCCGAGAAAUACUGAACUAAGAGAUAUUUCACAAUUGCCUGCAGACAUUUCACCAAGUAACUCACCAAGCAAACCUGCCACGCAACAUCCACAGCAAUCAGCUGAACCCACUUCAAAAGUGUCUGCUAAUGUUUCUGAAGAUUUAGAUUACUCUGGUUUGGAGGGUGCCACUGCCUUUUCUUCCAAUAUCCCAAAAACUGAUUCAGAAGAACCAGAAGCUCAAACUAAAGAUGAGGUCCGCAAGAGGCGUUUGCAGCAUUUUGAGUUACACAAGUAG